UCUUGGUGCUUGAGCCCUGGAUUACGCCUGCAUCCACCUGGAGCCGUGCCUUGCUGUGCUGUUACAAGGGGUACCCCCUUUGGAGUGCGCUGACUUUGGGGUGCAACCUCCAGCCCUGUGCUGCUGAUUCCUGUGUGUGCUGACUGCAGGUAGUACUCUGGUCAACUUGUGGGUGCCAGAGGAUCCCUUGGACUUGCUGCACUGAGGGCCCUGGGCUCUGCUCAUUCAGGGAAGGGAGGCCCUCCAGGUCACACUCGACGAUGUCGCUCUCUGUGCGACCCCAACGUCGCGCCCUCGCCGCCAGGAUCAAUAGGAGCCAGUCGUUUGCUGGGGUGAAUUCAACGCAGGACAAGGCCUUCAGGAACCUCCCUGCCUUCAGCACCCCCACGGUCUCCCGGAAGUCUGGCUCCCGAGUCAGUAGGAUGUUCUCAAUGUCCCACAAAUCCCCACCACCCAAGGUGCCACAGCCUGAGCGACUAGACGAGGUGUACGAAGCACUGAAGAAGGGCCUGACAGCCUAUCUGGAGGUGCACCAGCUGGAACUGGAGAAGCUCAGCACCCAGAUCCGAGAAUCCAAGAGGAAUUCCCGCCUGGGCUUUCUCUACGACCUCGAUAAGCAAGUCAAGUCAAUUGAGCGGUUCCUGCGGCGGCUGGAAUUCCAUGCUAGCAAGAUUGACGAGCUCUACGAGGCAUACUGCAUCCAACGGCGGCUCCGUGAUGGAGCCCACAACAUGGUCAAGGCCUAUACAGCUGCUUCCCCAGGCAGCAGAGAAGCACGCGAGAGCCUGGCUGAGGCUAGCAAAGGCUACAAGGAGUACACAGAGAACAUGUGCCUGCUGGAGAGUGAGCUGGAGAGUCAGCUGGGGGAGUUCCAUGUGAAGAUGAAAGGACUGGCUGGGUUUGCAAGGCUCUGUGCUGGGGACCAAUAUGAGAUCUUCAUGAAAUACGGGCGCCAGCGGUGGAAGCUAAAGGGGCGCAUCGAGGUGAAUGGGAAGCAGGUGUGGGACAGUGAGGAGAUGGUGUUCCUGCCCCUCAUCACAGAGUUCCUCUCCAUCAAGGUGACAGAGCUCAAGAGCCUGGCCAACCACGUGGUGGUUGGCAAUGUCUCAUGUGAGACCAAGGACCUGUUUGCGGCACUGCCCCAGGUGGUGGCAGUGGACAUCAAUGACCUGGGCACCAUCAAGCUCAGCCUGGAGGUGACCUGGAACCCCUUUGACAAGGAUGAUCAGCCUUCUGCCGCCAGCACGGUCAACAAAGCCUCCACUGUGAACAAGCGGUUCUCCACCUACAACCAGAGCCCACCCGACACACCCUCCCUGCGGGAGCAGGCCUUCUAUAGCACAGCACGGGCAGCCACCAACAAGCACAGGUGGUCUUUGCUGGACAUCUUCCGUGAGACGCUCCUCGAGAAGCUGUCUCGGAGCUGCUCCUGCAGCGAUGUCUCCUCAGUCGAACUUGGGAGAUGUCCACGGCAGGGCUCUAACAUGCUGCGGCGACAGGAAGAGCUGGAAAAUGGCACAGCCUGGUCCAUCUCGUCAGAGUCGUCGGACGAUUCCUCUAGCCCCCAGCUGUCAGGCAGCACCCGCCAUGCCUCCCACAAACCCAUUGUGCAGCCUGAGGUGCAGGCCUCUGCUCCUGCCAUAGAGAUCUCCUUCUCCCAGCAAGAGGAAGCAGGAGCAGGUACCCCUGCUAUGGCUGAACCACCCAGUCAGCAGCAGGAGCCAUUCUGUGUCAGAAAGGAGGUGGUGGCAAAUGGACACGUGCCCUACUCCCGGACUCUGAGCCAAAUCAGCGAGGCCAGCGUUGACGCAGCAAUGGAUGGCAGGGAGCUCAAGGACACAGGGGGCACUAGUGCCCAUGUGCAGGAGGCUUCUCCAGCCCCUGAGGACUCCAGUGCCAGGGAGCUGCCUCCUUUAGAAAUGAACUCCCUCCCUGGGUCUUCAAAUCCAAUGCCAGAGACCAGGGUGAGGAAGGACAGAGGGCAGGAAGCUAAGCCCCGUGCGGCUGUCUCUUGGGCUGAGGCCUGUGUGCCCAUACUGGUGCAACCGGAAACAGCCAUGUGCCAAGCCCUGGCACCCCAGGUGUGCAAGGUGCCCCCGAGUCAGCCAGUAGUGUUGAAGCAGGUCUUGGAGGAGGAGAAACCAACCCCUGCGCCCACAGAGGUGCCAAGGGUGAAACCUGUGGACUCUGGCCUGGAUGAGGCCAUCAGCUCACUGAGCUCAGCCCUGGAUGACUACCGGGGGCAGUUCCCCGAGCUGCAGCCCUUGGAGCGGGAGCUGAAACGUCUGGAGGAGAUCCUCAUGCACAAGCAAGGCGUCUUCCUCAGCCGUGCCUCCAGCAUGAGCCUGACGGUGGAGCACGCGCUGGAGAGCUUCAGCUUCCUAAACACCUCUGACAUGGAUGACUCAGAGUGCUCGGAGGAAGAAGGUGGCAGGAGCGAGAGGAAGGUUGGUAGUGCCCGAACUGGGGAUGGGGCUCUAGGCAUCUGUGAGGUGAUGGCUGAGGACACUGGCAUCUGCAGCGGCUCUGAGGGAAGCACUGACCCCAUGAGCACUGGCAAUGAGUUCCUGGACAGGGCUCUGGUUCUUCAUCUCAAUAACUGCAACCUUCUGCUGCUGAAACUGGGCACGUUUGGCCCCCUGCGGUGCCGGGAGAUGUAUGCCCUGGACAAGCUGAUGAGGGAGGCACAGGUGCUGGAGAUCGUCUGCCAGCUGACGGAGAAGUCAGGGGCAGCUGGCACAGCCAUGGAAGUGGUGCAAUUCUCCACCCGGAAGGAAGGUGUGUUGCCCUUCUGGGAUUGCUGUGUGGAGCUGCCCAAUGUCUACACCUGUCCUGUAGAGAGGUUUCUACAGGCACUCAGUGCUCAGUACACAGUGCCCAUCAGUGAGCGGCAGCUGGGCUUGGCAGACUCAGUCUGUGUGAAGCUGGUGGAGGAUGUGCUGGAUCGUCGGCUGCCCAAGCGGCCUGGGAGCAGCCAUGGGGAACAGGUCACCAUCUUCCAGUACUGGAGCUACUUUGAGUCAUUCAGCAUAGAGUCCCUGGACUCCUAUGUUAUGGAGCUGGCUGAGGAAGUACUGCUGGCACAGAAUCUGAACUCAGAUGACCAGGAUGUGGUGCUGAAGGCACUGAAGCGAGUACCUGAGAGCCGGCUUAAGAAGGAGGGGCUGAAGGCCUUGAGCUCACUGCUUGUGGAGGGCAACAGCAAGGUCAUCAGCGCUGUGUCUGCUCAGCUGCGCAACCUGGCAGAAAACCCCCGCUUCCGGGAAAGAGCUUUGGUCUGUUACUUGGAACAGCUAGAAGAUGAAGAGGUGCAGACACGCAUCGGUGGAUGCGCAGCCCUGGGGUGUCUCAAGGCCAAAGAGAGCAUUGAGCAGCUGGUGUAUCUGUGCCAAACUGACAAGGAAGAUGUGCGGGAAGCAGCCAAGCAGAGCCUGAUGCUGUGUGGGGAGGAUGGUAAGUCUGCUCACCGCCGGCUGGAGGAAACCCUGGACAGCUUACCGAGGAUCUUUGCCCCAGGCAGCAUGGCCAGCACGGCUUUCUGAGAGAUGCCAGUACUUACCCUGAUCCCUUUGGGGCAGAGGCACCGUUGAGCUGCCCUAGGCUCACAUGGACUGGUCCAGACCCAGCAUGUCAUGGCCUGACACAGCUCCCAGGCCUUUGGAACAAUGAGCAGUAUUAGGACCUCCCCAGCAGCUCGCACAGCCCACUCACUGCCUUACGGAGCACAGCUUUCCCUCACACCCGGACACUGGGCUAGAGGGGGCUGCUGCAUACAUGAUGCCACAGUCUCUCUGGGGAUUGGGGCCUUGGACACUCCUCUCCUACCUUGCUUCUCUAUUUGAACUUGCUGGGUGGAGCUGGAGUUCAUGCACCCCCUGCAGGAGAUAAGAUUGGCAUAUGAAGGCUGCAUCAGGACUCCUCUUCUACUUGCCUUCCAGUAGCUUGCAAGCUGCUUGGCCUUCCUGGGAUGGACGUGCACUUUGAAGCUGUUAUUUCUUCUUGGGAGCUCCUUUGCUAUGGGGAUUGUCCCCAUUCAAUGCUUGGAGUUCCCAGGACUUAAUAAAACAAGACAUAGAUAUUAAUAUAUUCUGCUGGCAUUUCUUUUUUUCAGCUCCAAGUGCCUCCUGCCUACUCCUCCCCAGUGUUGGCUGCGGGGAGCACACAGCAUUAUGCAGGGACCCAGAUUGGAGCCUUCCCCUGGGGCUUAGCUGGUGGUUUUUAAGGCGUGCUGUGUAGAGGGCAUGGAAAGGAGGACCAGACAGAGGGACACACAGACAGAAGCUGCCACCUUUUUUUUUCGUUUUUUAAUUUAAUUUUAUUUUUUAUUUACAGAAUUUUUUUGCAGAAAAACAAGCAAAAAAUCCUUUUCUAUAAAGUCUCUAUAAAUCUAUAUAUAAUGUAAUUACAGAGAAUGGCUAAUUUUGAUUUAAAUUCAGAAAUAAAAAUAAACCUUUAA
Molecule: messenger RNA, 4456 nt
Organism: Gavialis gangeticus (Gharial)
Lineage: Eukaryota; Metazoa; Chordata; Crocodylia; Gavialidae
Gene: RIPOR1
Product: family with sequence similarity 65 member A
Exons: 23
Coding region: 261-3542 (1093 amino acids)
Source: RefSeq, a predicted model, not a curated record